CGGCGAAGCAGCAGCGGCAGGAGGAGGAGCAGCAGCAGCCCCUCGCACGUCUCUAGUCACUACCAUGGGGGUCGGGUAGCGGGUAGCGCAGGGGCAGCGCGCACCUGGCUCGGGGUGGGGUUGGGGGGCGUCUCUGCCCUUUUUUCUUUUUUCAUUUUCCUCUCACACGCUGGAGAAAGUGAGAAAAAUGCACCAGCAGCCGCAGCCCGAGCAGCACCCUGAAGAGGUGAACUAUGCAAGCAGCACCAGGAUUCCUCUCCCUGGUGACGGACCAGCUAUUCAGUCAAACAGUUCAGCACCAUCCAAGCAAACUGUUCUAUCUUGGCAAGCUGCAAUCGAUGCUGCUAGACAAGCAAAGGCUGCCCAAAACAUGAGUACCACCACAGCCCAGCCUGUAGGAUCUCUGUCCCAAAGAAAACGCCAGCAAUAUGCCAAGAGCAAAAAACAGGGUAACACGUCCAAUAGUCGGCCACCCCGUGCCCUUUUCUGUUUAUCCCUCAACAAUCCAAUACGAAGAGCCUGCAUUAGUCUAGUAGAAUGGAAACCAUUUGACAUAUUUAUACUACUGUCUAUUUUUGCCAAUUGUGUGGCCUUAGCUGUUUACAUCCCAUUCCCAGAAGAUGAUUCUAAUUCAACUAAUCAUAAUUUGGAAAAAGUAGAAUAUGCCUUCCUGAUAAUUUUUACAGUUGAAACAUUUUUGAAGAUUAUAGCAUAUGGAUUAUUAUUACACCCCAAUGCAUAUGUUAGAAAUGGAUGGAAUUUAUUGGAUUUUGUAAUAGUAAUAGUAGGAUUAUUUAGUGUAAUAUUGGAACAAUUAACCAAAGAAACAGACGGUGGCAGCCACUCAGGUGGCAAACCUGGUGGCUUUGAUGUCAAAGCCCUAAGAGCCUUUCGUGUACUGCGACCUCUCCGACUCGUAUCAGGAGUGCCCAGUUUACAAGUUGUCCUGAACUCCAUUAUAAAAGCCAUGGUCCCCCUCCUCCAUAUUGCCCUUUUGGUAUUGUUUGUAAUCAUAAUCUAUGCUAUUAUAGGAUUGGAACUUUUUAUUGGAAAAAUGCACAAAUCUUGUUUUCUUAUUGAUUCAGAUAUUCUAGUUGAAGAUGAUCCAGCACCUUGUGCAUUCUCAGGGAACGGCCGUCAGUGCGUCAUGAACGGCACCGAAUGUAAGGGUGGAUGGGUUGGACCCAACGGAGGCAUAACCAACUUUGACAACUUUGCAUUUGCAAUGCUGACUGUGUUCCAGUGUAUAACCAUGGAGGGAUGGACUGAUGUGCUCUACUGGGUAAAUGAUGCAAUAGGAUGUGAGUGGCCAUGGAUCUAUUUUGUUAGUCUUAUCAUCCUUGGCUCAUUUUUCGUACUUAACCUGGUUCUUGGUGUACUUAGUGGGGAAUUUUCCAAAGAAAGGGAAAAAGCCAAGGCCCGAGGGGACUUCCAGAAGCUACGUGAAAAACAGCAGCUUGAAGAAGACCUGAAGGGAUAUUUAGACUGGAUUACCCAGGCAGAAGACAUUGACCCCGAGAAUGAUGAAGAGGCUGAUGAAGAAGGCAAAAGGAACACGAGCAUGCCCACCAGCGAGACCGAGUCGGUGAACACGGAGAAUGUCAGCGGCGAAGGGGAGAGCCCGGCGUGCUGCGGGAGCUUGUGUCAAACCAUCUCAAAAUCCAAGUUCAGUCGACGCUGGCGUCGCUGGAACCGCUUUAACAGAAGAAAAUGUAGGGCUGCAGUAAAAUCUGUCACAUUUUAUUGGCUUGUUAUUGUCUUGGUCUUUUUGAACACGUUAACUAUCUCAUCAGAGCAUUACAAUCAACCUGACUGGCUGACCCAGAUCCAAGAUAUCGCAAAUAAAGUUCUUCUGGCUUUAUUCACCUGUGAAAUGUUAGUAAAGAUGUACAGCUUGGGCCUACAGGCCUAUUUUGUUUCUCUCUUUAACCGCUUUGAUUGCUUCGUUGUUUGUGGUGGCAUUGUUGAAACCAUUUUGGUGGAGUUGGAAAUUAUGUCACCCCUUGGAAUUUCAGUGUUUCGCUGUGUUCGUCUCCUGCGUAUUUUUAAAGUAACAAGGCACUGGGCAUCCCUGAGCAACUUGGUAGCAUCCUUGUUAAACUCAAUGAAGUCCAUUGCUUCACUGUUGCUUCUGCUUUUCCUCUUCAUCAUAAUCUUCUCGUUGCUUGGAAUGCAGCUGUUUGGAGGCAAAUUUAAUUUUGAUGAAACUCAAACAAAACGGAGCACCUUCGAUAAUUUUCCACAAGCCCUUUUAACUGUAUUCCAGAUCCUAACAGGGGAAGACUGGAAUGCUGUCAUGUAUGAUGGCAUAAUGGCAUAUGGUGGUCCCUCAUCCUCAGGCAUGAUCGUCUGUAUAUAUUUCAUUAUCCUCUUCAUCUGUGGUAACUAUAUCUUGCUAAAUGUCUUCUUGGCCAUUGCUGUGGAUAACUUGGCAGAUGCUGAAAGUCUAAAUACAGCUCAGAAAGAAGAAGCUGAAGAAAAGGAAAGGAAAAAGAAUGCGAGAAAGGAGAGUCUGGAAAAUAAAAAGAGUGAGAAGUCAGAAGGUGACCAGAAGAAGCCCAAGGAUAGUAAGGUGACAAUUGGUGAAUAUGGAGAAGGAGAGGAAGAGGAUAAAGAUCCCUAUCCCCCCUGUGAUGUACCAGUAGGUGAAGAUGAAGAAGAGGAGGAGGAUGAGCCAGAGGUACCAGCAGGCCCACGUCCCCGUAGGAUAUCAGAGCUCAACAUGAAGGAGAAGAUAACACCUAUCCCUGAAGGCAGUGCCUUCUUCAUCUUCAGCAGCACCAACCCAAUUCGAGUGGGAUGCCACAGACUUAUCAAUCACCACAUCUUUACCAAUCUCAUCCUUGUCUUCAUCAUGCUGAGCAGUGUUUCCUUAGCAGCAGAAGAUCCAAUUCGCAGCCACUCGUUUCGAAAUAAUAUACUUGGUUACUUUGACUAUGCUUUCACAGCCAUCUUUACUGUUGAAAUCCUGUUAAAGAUCCUAGGGUAUGCAGAUUAUGUCUUCACUAGUAUGUUUACAUUUGAGAUCAUUUUGAAGAUGACAGCUUUUGGAGCAUUCCUUCAUAAAGGGUCCUUCUGCAGGAAUUAUUUUAAUUUGCUGGAUUUGCUGGUUGUGGGCGUUUCUCUGGUAUCAUUUGGGAUUCAAUCAAGUGCUAUCUCAGUCGUGAAGAUUCUCAGAGUUUUAAGAGUCUUGAGGCCUCUAAGGGCAAUAAACAGAGCAAAAGGACUUAAGCACGUUGUUCAAUGUGUCUUUGUGGCUAUUAGAACUAUUGGUAAUAUCAUGAUUGUUACAACUCUGCUGCAGUUCAUGUUUGCUUGUAUUGGGGUGCAGCUGUUUAAGGGAAAAUUCUACAAGUGCACUGAUGAGGCCAAACAGAACCCCGAGGAAUGCCGAGGGAUUUACAUCGUCUAUAAGGAUGGAGAUGUCGACAGUCCCAUGGUCAAAGAGAGAGUCUGGCAAAACAGUGAUUUCAACUUUGACAAUGUCCUGUCUGCUAUGAUGGCCCUGUUCACAGUGUCCACCUUUGAAGGCUGGCCAGCGCUGCUCUACAAAGCCAUUGAUUCAAAUGGAGAGAAUGUAGGACCUGUUUACAACUAUAGAGUGGAGAUCUCCAUCUUUUUCAUCAUCUAUAUCAUCAUUAUUGCUUUCUUUAUGAUGAACAUAUUUGUUGGUUUUGUGAUUGUUACAUUCCAAGAACAGGGAGAACAAGAGUACAAGAACUGUGAGCUGGACAAAAAUCAGAGGCAGUGUGUAGAGUAUGCCCUGAAGGCUCGUCCUCUCCGCAGAUAUAUUCCAAAAAAUCCUUACCAAUACAAGUUCUGGUAUGUGGUGAAUUCUACUGGAUUUGAAUACAUCAUGUUUGUCCUCAUCAUGCUGAACACCCUUUGCUUGGCUAUGCAGCACUAUGGACAGUCUAAGCUAUUUAAUGAUGCCAUGGACAUUAUGAAUAUGGUUUUCACAGGAGUGUUCACUGUUGAAAUGGUUUUGAAACUGAUUGCAUUCAAACCCAAGGGCUAUUUUAGUGAUGCCUGGAAUACGUUUGACUCCCUCAUCGUUAUUGGCAGCAUAGUAGACGUCGUUCUCAGUGAAGCUGAUCACUAUUUCACUGAUGCAUGGAACACUUUUGAUGCCUUAAUUGUUGUUGGUAGCGUCGUUGAUAUUGCUAUAACAGAAGUUAAUCCAAAGCCAACUGAAACAGUCACAACUGAUGAGUCUGGGAACUCUGAGGACAGCGCUCGGAUCUCCAUCACCUUUUUCCGUCUCUUCCGUGUGAUGAGGUUGGUGAAGCUGCUGAGCAGAGGAGAAGGAAUCAGAACAUUGCUCUGGACAUUUAUCAAGUCAUUUCAGGCCCUGCCUUAUGUUGCCCUUCUGAUAGCCAUGCUGUUCUUCAUCUAUGCUGUCAUUGGAAUGCAGGUUUUUGGAAAAGUGGCCAUGAGGGACAACAAUCAAAUAAACAGAAACAACAACUUUCAGACUUUCCCCCAAGCUGUGCUGCUUCUCUUCCGGUGUGCAACUGGAGAAGCCUGGCAGGAAAUCAUGCUGGCAUGUUUGCCUGGAAAGCGCUGUGAUCCAGAAUCUGAUUAUAAUCCUGGGGAAGAAUACACAUGUGGAAGCAAUUUUGCCAUCAUUUAUUUUAUCAGUUUUUACAUGCUCUGUGCAUUUUUGAUUAUAAACUUAUUUGUGGCUGUCAUUAUGGAUAAUUUUGAUUAUUUGACACGUGACUGGUCUAUUCUGGGCCCCCAUCACUUGGAUGAAUUCAAAAGAAUAUGGUCAGAAUAUGACCCUGAGGCAAAGGGAAGGAUAAAGCACCUGGAUGUGGUGACAUUGCUGAGAAGGAUUCAGCCACCGCUUGGUUUUGGCAAGUUGUGCCCUCACCGAGUGGCCUGCAAGAGGUUAGUAGCCAUGAAUAUGCCACUGAACAGUGAUGGGACUGUCAUGUUCAAUGCUACUUUAUUUGCUUUGGUUAGGACUGCUCUGAAGAUAAAAACAGAAGGUAACCUGGAGCAAGCCAAUGAGGAACUUAGAGCAGUUAUAAAGAAAAUAUGGAAGAAAACAAGCAUGAAAUUGCUUGACCAAGUUGUCCCUCCCGCUGGCGAUGAUGAGGUAACCGUGGGGAAGUUCUAUGCCACCUUCCUGAUACAGGACUACUUUAGGAAAUUCAAGAAACGCAAAGAACAAGGACUGGUGGGGAAAUAUCCUGCGAAGAACACCACCAUUGCCCUGCAGGCAGGACUAAGGACACUUCAUGAUAUCGGCCCAGAAAUACGCCGAGCUAUUUCCUGUGACUUGCAAGAUGAUGAACCAGAGGAAAACAAUCCAGAGGAGGAGGAAGAUGUUUAUAAAAGGAAUGGUGCCCUCUUUGGCAACCACAUAAACCACAUUAGCAGUGACAGACGAGAUUCCUUUCACCAAAUCAACACCACACACCGUCCCUUACACGUCCAGCGGCCUUCAAUUCCCUCUGCAAGUGAUCCUGAGAAAAACAUGUACCAUCAGGCAGGAAACUCUGUGUACCACAACCACCAUAACCACAACUCGGUAGGAAAGCACGUUCCAAACUCAACAAAUGCCAAUCUCAAUAAUGCCAACGUGUCCAAAGUCCAUGGGAAACACCCAAGUUUUGGGAACCGUGAGCACCGAUCUGAGAACGGUUACCGCUCACACUCCAGGACUGACCACGAGAAGAGAAGAAGGCCAAGCAGUAGGAGAACACGCUACUAUGAAACAUAUAUUAGGUCUGACACUGGUGAUGGGCGCCGCCCGACCAUUCGCCGGGAAGAGCACGAAGUGCAAGACUACUGCAAUGAUGAUCAUUAUCUGACAGAGCAGGACUAUUACAGCGGAGAAGAAUACUAUGAAGAUGACAGUAUGUUGUCAGGAAACAGGCAUAGAUAUGAUUAUCACUGUAGAUAUCACUGCCAUGAAUCAGAUUUUGAGAGACCAAAAGGUUACCAUCACCCACAUGGUUUUUUUGAGGAAGAUGAUUCACAGAUCUGUUAUGAUACAAAAAGAUCUCCUAGGAGACGGCUGCUACCUCCAACACCACCACCACACAGACGAUCUUCCUUUAACUUUGAAUGCCUCCGCCGACAAAGUAGCCAAGACGACAUCCCGCUCUCUCCUAAUUUUCACCAUCGCACGGCUUUGCCACUUCAUUUAAUGCAACAGCAGGUGAUGGCUGUGGCAGGUCUGGAUUCCAGCAAAGCUCAUAAACACUCGCCGAGUCGCUCAACGCGCUCCUGGGCCACCCCGCCCGCCACCCCUCCCAACAGGGAGCGCUCCCCCUACUACACCCCUCUGAUCCAGGUGGACAGGGCUGACUCCACAGAGCACAUGAACGGCAGCCUGCCCUCCCUGCACAGGAGCUCCUGGUACACGGAUGACCCCGACAUCUCCUACAGGACGUUCACCCCAGCCAGCCUGACCGUGCCCAACGACCUGCGGCACAAACACAGCGACAAGCAGAGGAGCGCCGACAGCCUGGUGGAGGCGGUACUUAUAUCUGAAGGCCUAGGAAGGUAUGCAAAGGACCCUAAAUUUGUUUCGGCUACGAAACACGAGAUUGCUGAUGCUUGUGACAUGACUAUUGAUGAGAUGGAGAGUGCAGCAAGUAACCUUCUCAAUGGGAAUAUCAGCAAUGGGACUAACGGGGAUAUGUUUCCAAUUUUAAGCAGACAAGAUUAUGAACUUCAAGAUUUUGGUCCUGGCUACAGCGACGAAGAGCCGGAAACGGGACGAUAUGAAGAAGACUUAGCUGAUGAAAUGAUAUGCAUUACAAGCUUAUAGUAUUUAGCAAGGAAAAUGUUCUAAUAACAGAAAAAGUGCCUCAUAGUUUCAAGAUGCUAGGCACUAGCUGGAGUGAAUAACCAAUCCAAGUUUUGUACGAGUGAUGCCGCACCUCAAGGAAGCCAUAACUAAUAAAUUUAUUAUCUCCAGGUUGCCGAAAUGUGAACAGAGCUGCAGUAGGUCAAGUCUCCUCCCACGGAAUCUUCAGUUCCUCUGUAGGAAUGAGGUUCUUUUGAAACCUAGCAGAUUGUGACAAUCAGUUUUUUGAGGGCUAGAGCAGGAUUCUGAGGUGUAAUAUCUUGCCUGUCUUUCCACCUUGUGCUGCUGUCCUUCCUAGUAGAGCAGGAUUUUGUCAGUGACAAUGUCUCUGUGGGUCUGGCACAGGACUGUGUGGGAAACAGCAACAUGAGAUGAGUGAUGACAACCAAUAAUGUCAUUACCUCAGUGCUCAAAGCAUAUCAGCUACCAUUGCAUAUCCAUUCUAACAUUGUUUUCAAACUUGCCUCCUGAUUUCUUUUCUUAAUGCUCUUCUAAAAUACGAUUUGUCAUGCUCUACCUGUUAGAGAUCGUUGGAAAAAGAAGUUAUAUAAAGAAUAAUCCGUCAUAUGUAACAUCAGUUUACAUAGGAAAAUAUCAUUCAGAUGGUCUGUUUUCUGACUAUCAUGUUAAGGGCAAAAUAUACUGGAAUAAUUGCAUUCUUACUAAUGCACUUGCAACCAGGUUAUAGUAGAAUUAGAUAAGAUAGUUUGCUAAAAAUUAUAUAGUAGAAAAUAUUGUAAAUUAAUUGUAAUAUACAAUGAUUUGUAUUUGUAAAGAGAUGUUCUAUAUUUUGUAAUUAUUGUACCGUAAUUGAACUGCAGCAAUAUUUAUGGACCCUAAUUAUUGUAACUCUCCACAGAAUUCUAGAUAGAAGUAUUUUUACUUGGAAUAUAUAGAUCUAUAGCAUAAAUAUUUAAAUAGAGCCACCUCUCAGUGUAAAUCUCUUUUUGGGAUAAAGUGUCAAGUAUAAGCUUGGCAACAGAUCAGAUUUUUUUAAAAUAAUUGAGUCAAAAGAAUCUCUCUGCAAAAGGGAUGCACCAUUGACUACUCAGUCUUAUACUUGGAAAGGUUAAAAAUUUAAAGAAAUUUCUCUUUUUUUUUUUUUUUGACUGAAAAGUAAUCUGUAAUUUUAUUUUUGUAAUAACUCCAUGCAAAAAAUCCAGAACCUUGGCAAGUUCAUGCCAGGGUGUUCCUGGUCAGAAGAAAAUUUUGACAAAGUACAUACCCUAAAUUGUCAUAGAAAAUAUCUGAGGAAGAAAAUAUUUCAGAGGUAAAUGAAACUACUUUCUCUGCUUGAAAAGACAAGAAAUGUGAUAGUAUGAUUCUACACAGAACCAAAAACCUUGAUAUAAAAAAUAUUUUAUUGCCUCUACCUUUCUGUUGUUCUAUGUGUACUAUUUCAAAGAUUUAUUUUUAUGCAAUCAAGAGAGGGCUUUGAUAUUGUUCACAAUGCAGUAAAACCCUGAAAUGUCUUUGAGGCUGAAAUGACCUUGGAGGAUAAUUAAAACACCCUGAAAGCUACUGUCUAUUUUGUUAGCACUGGAUAACAAUGACUUGUUCUAACAAGUUAUCUUAUCAGGUUUUACCUGUAGUUCCUAUGCUAGAUAGCAAUCCAGUUCACAUUUUUACAAAUGUGAUGUUUAAAACAUGUCAAUAAACAUUUUGUACAUAAUGACAGUUUCCUAUGAAUAGCUUACAGACUUCCUCUGAAAUCGUUCUUAUUUCAAAUGCCAGGAUGAGAACUUAAAGGUUUGUAAAUUAUUUCUUGACCUACAUCAUUUUGUAUUAAAACAAAUGCAAAAUGUUCUUCAAAAUAAAACUGUGUAAUAAUUUUAUUAUA
Messenger RNA from Zonotrichia leucophrys gambelii, 8666 nucleotides. It is a transcript of the gene CACNA1D, whose product is annotated as calcium voltage-gated channel subunit alpha1 D. Gene Ontology annotation, biological process: calcium ion import across plasma membrane. Gene Ontology annotation, molecular function: high voltage-gated calcium channel activity. The record is from RefSeq and is a predicted model, not a curated record. Bases 188 to 6787 code for a protein of 2199 amino acids. NCBI's taxonomy places the organism in Eukaryota, Metazoa, Chordata, Aves, Passeriformes, Passerellidae. The transcript has 50 exons. Gene Ontology annotation, cellular component: voltage-gated calcium channel complex; membrane.